UAAAACUUGCCCCUUAUCAAGUUAUUGCCACUGAACACAUAAAACAAAAAAGUUAACAAAUAAUUUUAAUUUGCAUAUUGCAGCUUAGCCUUAAUUGUUUUGUGUAGUGUGUGUGUUGUGUCUAUUGUGAAACAGGCAACAUCAACAUGUGCGCUAAACGCUUGCUAACAGUGCGUGGGUGUAAGAGACGUUCCAUGUAAAAUUCAGAUAGGGGACACUAAUCGUACUGAACGAAGAAACCAACAGACAAACAAUAACGGGGCGGCGGCAACAAUAACAAUAAAAACAACAACAACGAAGACGACGACUAUUUCGCUGUUGCUGCUCGGCGGCUUUGUCUAGUGACGAAAGCAAAACUUGUAGCGUAUCUUCAAACAUACAAACAACAAAACCAAUGUGCAGGAUGUGCCGCAUUGAUAUCCGUCGCUUUUGUGAAGAAUGGCGUAUCUGGAUAAAGCCGCUCCUAAUUGUCACCUAUGCGAUAUUCGCGAUAAUUGUGGUGCCGCUGCUUAUUGUAAAUUCGGUGAAGGAUGGCUUUAAGCAAAAUGAUCAGCUUAUACUUAUCGGAGGCCUCUUUGUACUCUCCGCCGUGCCAAUUUCCAUUUGGCAUAUCAUACAACACGUCAUCCAUUUCACAAAGCCCAUACUACAAAAGCAUAUAAUACGCAUACUGUGGAUGGUGCCCAUCUAUGCGUUGAAUGCGUGGCUGGGCUUGCUUUUUCCCAAGCAUUCCAUAUACGUGGACUCGCUGCGUGAGUGCUAUGAGGCGUACGUUAUUUACAAUUUCAUGGUUUACUUGCUAAACUAUUUGAAUCUCGGCAUGGACCUGGAGGCAACGAUGGAAUAUAAGCCACAGGUGCCACACUUCUUUCCGCUCUGCUGCAUGCGUCCCUGGGUUAUGGGCAGAGAGUUCAUCCACAAUUGCAAGCACGGCAUCAUGCAGUACACUGUAGUGCGACCCAUUACGACAUUUAUCUCAGUCAUUUGCGAAUUAUGUGGAGUUUAUGGCGAAGGCGAGUUUUCAGCCAAUGUGGCCUUUCCCUAUAUUGUGGUCAUUAACAAUAUCUCACAGUUUGUGGCCAUGUACUGUCUGGUGCUCUUCUAUCGGGCCAACAAAGAGGACCUGAAGCCCAUGAAACCAAUACCGAAAUUUUUGUGUAUUAAGGCUGUUGUGUUCUUUUCGUUUUUCCAAGGUGUGCUGCUCAAUGCAUUGGUAUUUUACCAAAUUAUUGUCUUUGGUGACGUCGGUGAGGCUAAUCUGGCCUCAACGCUUCAAAACUUUCUCAUAUGCAUAGAAAUGUUUAUUGCGGCUGUGGCGCACAUUUAUAGUUUUCCGCAUCACCCAUUCCAUAUUAAUUCGCCACAGUAUUGGAAUAAUCCGAAUCACAGCUGGUGUCGAGCUUUUCUCUCCAUGAUGGACAUCUCGGACAUGCAGGAGGAUGUGACGGAACAUUUGGGCGUAGUUAGCAGCUCGAUAAGUCGUCGUUUUCAGGGUCGCAGUACAUAUCAACCACUGGCGCGUGGUCCACGUCGUUCAAGUAGUGAGUCCGAGUACUUAAUUGGCAAGCGGCAGGAGCAGACGAUGCCAAGUGGCAGCUCCCCACAAGCAGCAGGCGCCGAUGUAGCUGGUGAUAUUAGCAAUAGCAACAAUUACCAACAACAACAACUUCACUUGCCGGGCGCCAACUUGAAACAGUCGACGCGUCAACGUGACACAAAUCAACAUCUGCGCGAACGAGAUCAACAACAUUUUCUUGGCGGUGUUGGGCCGCCACAAGCGGGUGGCAGCAGCUUUUUGCAGGCGCGUACUACUGCCUCGGCGGCAGCUCCGAUACCCGAGUCCAACGAUGAUUAUGCGCUCCUGCUGGGCGCGGGCAGAUGACAACGUUAUCAGCAAC
This is a messenger RNA of Drosophila hydei, 1898 nucleotides long. RefSeq names its product transmembrane protein 184C. The transcript is spliced from 6 exons. The record is from RefSeq and is a predicted model, not a curated record. Bases 395 to 1882 code for a protein of 495 amino acids. Lineage: Eukaryota; Metazoa; Arthropoda; Insecta; Diptera; Drosophilidae. Gene Ontology annotation, biological process: transport. Gene Ontology annotation, molecular function: transporter activity.